Molecule: messenger RNA, 1551 nt
Organism: Seminavis robusta
Lineage: Eukaryota; Bacillariophyta; Bacillariophyceae; Naviculales; Naviculaceae
Source: the annotation of a GenBank genome assembly
CGGGACGAGAUUGUAAACUCGUUGAUUGUAAGAAACCAAAGCUACCAUACAUAGCUACCAUAGCUAGCUACCGAUAGAAAGAAGUGUGCUGGUUGGUGGUGCAUGCCAGAACAACACUGGUAUUGGAGAAGACAGUGGAGGGGAACUGUUACGGUCUGGUCUGUCCACCAAAAUUGGUCCUGCGAGCUGUUUUAACGAUACUAGUAACAUGUAGACCAAAGCCACCAUGUAUGUAAUCUCGGCGAAGAAUGUUCAUUUUUCGGCAGCCAACCCAAGCCAAGGCAAAUCCAACAACACAAGACAACAAUCUAUUCCAAUUCUGCUUUCUCCGCUUUGAAGUCUAGCAACUUCAGCCAAGAGAUAGCCACGAUGAAGCGUUCCCUUUUGCUUACGCUCUUCAAUUUUUUGCUUUUGCCGCCAUGUCCAUUGGCGUACAGUUUCAACACCUUGCGACCCCCUGAUAACAAAGGCGUUGGGCUGCCCAACAGUAAGAUCAGUGACGUCGCCUUGAAAGGUCGUGAUGGAACGGAUCGACCAGCGUCGUCCGGUGAUGAAUUCCUGCCAGGGUUCCCAGCUGAGUCGUCUGGUGAUGAGGUCAUGCCAGGGUUUCCAGCUGAGUCGUCUGGUGAUGAGUCCAUACCAGGGCUUCCACCCGAGUCAUCAUCAGGCGAUGAGAUCUUCCCUGUUCAAGCCCCAUCGGCAGACGAGUUUCCAGUGGAAAUGCCUUCUGCUGACGAAUUCCCCCCAAGCUUUCCUGCUGAAUUGCCUUCAGGUGAUGACAGCGUCGGAAUGAAACCAACAAGAGCUCCCACUUUGGCUGGUGAUUUGCCAACUCUCUUGACUUCUCUGCCCACGUUUUUCCAAACAUUGGAGCCAUCUGAAUCCACUCUCAGAUCUUGCCCCGUGUCAGAAGACUGCGUGAGGGAUGGGGGUGCGUCCGGUAGCAAUAUGUGCUUUCAGUUGCCUGACUCGACCUUCCAGUUGAACAUUUGCUGCCCAUUACAGUUCGUGGAGAGAGUCCUGGGAGAGACCCCCAGCUUCUGCGGAGAGUGUUCCAACAGAAUUGGUCCAACUGCUGCGCCUACCACGUUCGAAGAUAUAUGUUCACCGGUUGAGGAAUGUGGAGAAGAUCGAAUUGUUUUCUGCUUCGAUAUCCUGGGACUCACAAGCUCCGGUUGUGUUCGUUCUGAUACAGUGCCUGGCUUGAUCAACAACGGUGCUGGAGAGUGCGGGCCUUGUAACACAACUGCACCUGCUCCUACUGUCCUAACGGAAGGCCCUUCCGACAUCACAACGCCAACCACUGAACCCACACAAGACGACGGAAUUGCGAUGCCCUCGGAAUCUGCCAUGCCCGUUCCGCCGGGAGCACCACGCUCUUACCCUCUGUUGAGACGACAAAAAGCCCCACGCCUGGUACGGUUGGAACAACUGAACCCACAAUAGACGAUGGUCAAGCAACAAGCAGCCCUGUUGCUGCAGGAGAGCCUACAAGAAUGCCAACAGAUUCUACCCAAAGCCCUGUAGCAGCUGGCACACCAACCCAGUGUC